AUAUAAUUAAUUUUUUCUACAUUAUUAAUCAUACAUAAUAAAUCACCAUUAUUUCAUGUUUUCACCAAUUAUAUAGGUUAAUUUAUAUCUGUAGGUCUUGGUGAUGGUAGAAAAGAAAUGUUUUAAAAUUUGUUUUAAACUUUAAUAAUUGUUUCAAAUCUUGACAUAUGUUACCAAUUACAUAAAUUCAAAAAAUUAAUUUUAAGUUUCUAAAAAUGGAUUUAAAACAAUUAUUUUUGACACGGUCACAUGAUGGGUAUUUAGGAAAAGAGGAUAAAGUAAGCAUUUUAAAAUAAAUAAUAUCAUUUUUCUUGUUUAUUGUUUGGGUUAUUUGUUAAGUGUUUAAUUAUAAUUCUACUUUUAAUGUGUGUGUAGAUUCACUAUUCAUUAACAUAUUGAAGCAUUUUUAUAUUAAUUCAGUGUUAUGUAAAAUUAAAAAUAUUAGAAAAAAUGUAUUCUAAUUAAAUACUAAUUAAAAUAAAAUUGUAUUUUAUAGAUUCGAAUUGAAACUGCUUUAGAAACAGAAGAUGAAGAAGAUAAUGACUUUAUAAUCAAUGAAGAAUUAAAAAAUGUGUUGGCUAUAGACAAUUUGAAAGAAUGGGGUAGCAACAUUAAACUUACCAAAGGAAAACCCUUUUCUGGUCUUACUCCUUCUAUGUGGCCAGAAGAUAUUGCUGUUAGCUAUACUCAAUAUGACAAUACAUCUCCUCCUAGUACUCAAUGGUAAAUAUUAAAAUAAAUGUAUUAAAAAAAUCAGCAAACAAAAGAAAAAUGAUUCUGACCAAAGUUCAACUUAACCUUUUUUGAUUAAUUUAAAUUGAAUAUUGUAUUAUUUUGUUACUAAGUACAAAAUAAAUUUAAAUGAUUCUUAGUUUUUAUGAAUUUGAACACAAAUUUGGAUUUAAAAGGCUGAUCAAAAUAUAUAAAAAAUUGUAUUCACAAGCAAAAAAAAAAUUUAAUUAAACCAUGACUAUAAAGUAAUAUAAUAGGUUAAACAUGUUAAAUCUAUAUGAUUAUUUUUCACUGAAUUACAACAAAAAAAACAAAAGUAAAAAUAAACUGUUAUUCCUAAAUUAUUCUUGUUUUCCCCAUUAAGAAAAUUGCAAUAAAAGUUAAAAAAUAACUUCCUCAAUGCACAAUCAAGGCAACAUUUCCUACCAGAAACCACUCUUAAUGUUAAUGGUUGGAAUAAGAUUUACCGUAGAAAAGUUAUUCAUUUAAAGAAAACAAUUCUGCACAAUACAACCAAUGCAUUCUUCCCUUUGCUCAGAAUUUAAAAUUAUAAAUAUAUUCCAAUUUUUCAAAAGAUAAUACUUCAUAUAAAUUUAUUUAUAUUUAUUAUUUUAAUCAAUGCAAUAGAUUAAGUAUAAUAUUGUCUGAUAAAUAUAUACAAUUAAUUUUUAAAUCCUUUUAAAUAUAUAUAUUUUUUAAUUUCAUUUGCUUUAUUUGAAGACUUAAAUAAAAAUUAAAGUCUCUUUUUAUAUUUUGACUGUGAUAUACCUGAUAAUGAAUUUUUAAUUCAAAACUGGUCGUAUUUUACACUUUUAUAAUACACUUGUUAUAAUGCUCUAGGCGAUGCAUUGAUUCAUUUAUUUAUUUUAUUUUUAUCUAUACAUUUUUUUAUUUAUAUAUUUAUUUACGAGUAUUCACCAUUUUAAUAAUGUUGUUUUUGCUUUAUUAUUUUAUUAAAAAUUAAAUAUUUAUUUUAAAAAAUACUAAUUUAUAUAAUAUAUUUAUAUAUAUAUAUAUACUUUCAGGUUUGAUGAAUUUGGUUUUCGUAUUGAAAAUCACAGUGAUUUUACAAAGGACUGUUUGUUAACUGAUGAUGUAUAUGAAGAUCCUCAACAUAGGUAUUAAAUUACUUGUUAUAUACAUUUUAAAAUUUAUUUAUUAUUAAAUAAUAUGUGUAUUAAUGGUUAUUAAAGAAUGCAGUGGCUCUCUUAUUUUGAAAAUCUGUACAAAAAUGAAUUAUCAGAAAAAGAAAAAAAUACUCUUAAACACCAUUCCGAAAUAUUACAAUCAAUGGUACGGCAAGGUAUACCUCAUUCACUUAGACCACAAUUAUGGAUGCGAUUUUCUGGUAUAUAAGUAUUUAUUCAUGAAAAUAUGUUAUUGUUUACAAUGUUUUUUUUUAAUAUACAGAGUUAUUCUUUUACUAUUGAAUAGUCAUUAUUGCAAAACAAUUUUCUCGACAAUUUAAAAAAUUAACAGCUCUAAAAUAUUACAUUACCAUUAGUUUUUUUUACCCUUAUUUUCAAGAGUGAAACAACUACCUAUUUUUAUUAUAAGUAACCAUUUGAAAAUUAAAAGUAAGUACUAGUUUAACCUCCAUAAAUAAGGGUGACAACAAAUAAUAGUAAUGUUACAUUUUAGAGCUGCUUGUUUCUUAAAUGGUUAAAAAAAUUAUUUUGAAAAAGUCAGUACUUUUGAAACAAUGGAGUGUUUAAUAAUAUAUGAAUCACACUGUAAGUUUAUAAUAUAUAUAUGUUUGUUUUAGGUGCAUUCUUAAAAAAACAAUCUCAUAAUGUCACUUACAAAGAAAUUGUAAGAUCAUCAAACAAUGAUACUUUAGUAUCUUCAAAACAAAUAGAAAAAGACCUUUUACGCACAAUGCCUAGUCAUGUUUGUUUUAAUAAUCUCCAGAGUACUGGGAUUCCAAGAUUACGUAGAGUAUUGAGAUCGUUGGCUUGGCUUUAUCCUGAUAUUGGGUAAUUUACAAAUUUACAUUAAUUGCACAUAAAAUUAUAAUAAAUUACUAUGUUUAGUUAUUGCCAAGGAACCAGUAUGAUAGUGGCAUCACUUUUACUUAUCCUUGAAGAAGAAGAAUCAUUUUGGGUUAUGUGUGCUAUUGUUGAAGAUUUAUUACCUGCAUUAUACUACACUACUACUUUAAUAGGUACCAUAGAUUGUCCAUAAAAUAUGUAUGUUUAAUUCAUUUUUUUCAUUGUUUUUGCUGUAGGUGUGAAAGCAGAUCAACAAGUAUUGCAAACUGUUUUAGGAAAUUGUUUACCAGGAAUCUGCCAUCUUUUACGAUUACAUGAUAUAGAAUUAAGUUUAAUAACAGUAAACUGGUUUUUAACACUGUUUUCUAAUGUUGUCAACUUUAGAGUUUUAUUAAGAAUUUGGGAUUUAUUAUUCUUUGAAGGAUCAAUUAUUCUUUUUCAAAUCACAAUAGGACUUCUUAAAUUGAAAGGUAAUAUAUUUAUAAAAACACAAAAUUUAAUUAGUUAUCAGUAAAAUAUUCUAUAUUUUUCGAUAUAAAAAUGUCUAGGCAUUAUAAAUUAAAUUUCAAACAUUUAUAGAUGGAACAUUUAUUUUCAAUUCCAUAAACCGUGUAGUACUGUUGAAAUUUAGAGUACCAUUUAAAAAUAACAUGUAAAAAUGUUAGUUUGUUGCUUUCAAUAUUUAAAAAUAAAAAUGUUUCCUGUAUUUAAAUAUGAACAUUAUCAUGUUAUUUAGAACUAUAAUUUUUUUAUGGUAUAUCUUAUAUGUAUAUCUGAAAACGCAGAGCAAGUGUUAUAAAAUAAACUAUUGAAAUACAAAAUAUUAUUACUUUUGUGUUGUAAGAAUGUUUAAUAGUAAAGGGAUAGCUCAUUUUUUUCGCAUUCUCUAAUUAACUUGGCACUUUUAUGUUAUUUUAGUUAUAAAUAAUUGAAUGAUAUUUCAAUUUGGCCAAAUUCAUAAUAUUUUAUUUUAUUUAGUUCAUUUAAAUUUUUCAUGGGGACAUAGAGUAAAAUUUAAUCUAGAAAAUUAAAAUAUAUUGUAUUAAUCAAUCUAGAUUUACAAAUAUAGCAUUUCAAAUUAUAGUUAAUAAAAUUAAUACAAAUUGAUAAAUGGUUUGGUGUAUUAUAAUUUUCAGAACCAUUAUUAAAAACACUCGAUAACUCAGCUGAUAUCUUCAAUGCUUUAUCUAAUAUCCCGGGAAAUAUAUCUAGUAUUAAAGAAUUAUUUCAAGUAUAUACAAAUUGAUCAAUGCACUAUGUAUAUUUGUAUUAUAAGUUAUAUUCAUAUUUUUUGUUUUAAGGUAUGUUUUGAAGUAUGUCCUGAAAUUACAAAUGAAAAAAUUGAAGCUUACCGAAAACGAUAUUUAGGAUAUUUAAUGGCUGAUGGAGGAGCUUUAGUUCCACAUAUAAAUUCUGCAACAAACUUGCCCAAACAACAUCUUAAUAGGUUUGAGUUAAUUUAUAGUUAUUGAAAUAUAAUACCAUCUAACAGGCUGUUUGUUUUGGUGGUGUAAAAUCUUUAAUAGAAGACAAAUUCGAAAAUCAAGAUCUUUAAUGCAAGUAUUACUCUUUGGUGAUGAAAUAAAUGAAGACAACUCUAGAGUUACAUUAAAAUGCAAAAAUAUUCGCCAAACCGGUUUGUUAAAUAUUUUAAUUUAACAAAACAUUUUUAAUAUUAUAAUUAACAAGAUAUUAUUUUUAGAAUUUCUAGUUGAUUUAAGAGAAGCAAUAAUGCAAGUAGCUCGUCAUUUUGUUAUUGUUGAUCCUAAAUUGAAUAACCUUUCUUUAAAACCAGACUUUACCAAAGAAAGCCAUUCAAAGGACUUAGAAACAUAUGCAAAUGUUUCAAGAAAUAAAAAAAGAAGGGCCAAAGCACUUUUAGGUAAUUAUUAUUUGUAUUACAUAACUAACAUGUAAUAAUUUAUCAUAAAACUUAAACAGACUAUGACAAUUAUAGUUUGAGCCUAUCUAUGUUAAUUUUGAAGAAAUAUUAAAUAUCAUUAAAAACUUGUAAUUUAAUAACAAUGAUAAUAGUAGGUUUAAAUAUAGAUUGAAUUUAUCCCAUAGUGAUUAAAUUGACAUAAUUUUAUAUCAAUAAUCUGUUAUUGAGAAUGAUAAAACAGACUUUUAAAUGUAUUAAAUAGUGCCUUUUCUAUUAUAUAUCUAUUAAUUAAUAUGUAAUAUAUAAUUUGAUGAAAGAAAUAUAUAUAUAUAUAUUUGUAAAUAUUCAAUAAUUUAUGUAUAUUAUUUUAAGACUUUGAAAGACAUGAUGAUGAUGAAUUAGGAUUUAGAAAAAAUGAUAUUAUAACAAUUAUAAGCCGUAAAGAUGAGCAUUGUUGGGUUGGUGAAUUAAAUAGUUUGAGAGGUAAUGUUACUGAUUUAAUAUUAAAUAUUUUUAAAUUUAGUAAAUAAAUAUAUAAAUAAAAAAUAAAUAAAUAAAUGAAUAUAUCACCUGAAGUUUAUUUAUAUAUUUAUUUAUGAGUAUUAACUAUUUUAAUAAUUUUGUUUAUACUUUAUUUUUUUAUUAUUUUAAAAUUAUUAAUAAAAAAAUUAAAUCAUAAUAGGAUGGUUUCCUGCAAAAUUUGUGGAACUUUUAGAUGAAAGAAGUAAACAAUAUAGUGUAGCUGGUGAUGAUUCAGUAUCAGAAACGAUUACAGAUUUGGUAAGAGGAACACUUUGUCCUGCUAUUAAACAAGUACUCGAACAUGGAAUGAAACGUCCAUCAUUUUUGGGUAACUACAAAUAUUAAAUGUAUAAUAUAUUUUUAAAAAAAAAUUUGACCACUUUAACUGUAUGCGCUGAAUACAAUAAUCCAAUAGACCCUAUCCAUAUUUUACUUUCUAUAUACUCUAAAAAUUCCCUUGCAUAUUUUAUGCACACACAAUUAUUAAUUAUACAAAUGUUAAUUGGUUCAAUAUGUCAUUGUUCCAUGCGCUACACUAUACUAUUAUGUUAAAUAGUUUUUAUGUGCAAUAUAUUUCAGUACAAUCUAUUUAAAAGAAAAAUUAUUGGAUCAUUUAUUUUAACUAAAAAUUAUAAUUUUGAAAUUAUUUUAAUAAUAAAUAAGUAUUGUGUGCCCUUACAAUCAAGAAAAACGUUGCAUCUUUAACUCACAAAUGAUCCACAAUAGAGCAGUUGUCAAUUUUACAAUUAUACUAGUUCACGUUCAUUAUGGCGCAAGAAGUAUCUUUUAAUACCUAGCUUGACCACUGCACUUUUAAUUUUGUAUUUUUCUUGUCGGGAUGCAGAGACUCAGUUCUUUUUAGAGAAAUAGUUUUCUAAAACAUACUAAGAGGUUUAUCAAUUAUAAACCAGCCAACAACUUGAGAAAAUAUUUAGUAGAUAUUUUUUUUUAAAUAAACAUGUUUCUGAAUAUUAAAAAUACUCAAAAAAUUCCAUGUAGUGACUUUUAUAUUUUUACAUAAUUCAAUCCAAAUAAUAAUUUUAUAAAUAAAAAUAAAUUAUGCAAAUGUUAAUUAAAAACUGUACACACAAUUUUGAUCACAUAAAUACUUCAAAAAAAUGAUAGCAGUUGAAUCAAGUAUUUUUAAAAUUUAAAAAUAUAUUAAUAUGAUAAUUUAUUGUAUCAACAAAAUAACAUAUUUUGACAUUUAACAUUAUUAUUUAGGUGGACCAUGUCAUCCAUGGCUAUUCAUCGAAGAAGCCGCAAUGACUGAAGUGGAAAGGGAUUAUAGUUCUGUGUAUAGUAGAUUAAUGUUAUGUAAGACAUAUAGAUUAGAUGAAGACGGCAAAGUUUUAACUCCUGAAGAAGUAAAUAACAAUUAUCAUAUUAAAUACAAGCUUACAUUAAUCAUCUAAUGUCAUUAUAUCUUUCAAAUUUCAAAAAUCAACAAAAGUAACUUGAUGUUUGCUUAAGCUUUUAUAUAGGUGUAUUCAAUGUAUAAAUCAAAGUCAUGAUGCAGCUGGUUGUCAAAUGGAUGUAAAAUUGAGAAGCCUUGUUUGUCUUGGUCUUAAUGAACAAGCUUUACAUUUAUGGUUAGAGCUAUUAUGCUGUUCAGAUCAAGUUGUAAAAAAAUGGUAAUGAUUUAAAUAAAGUAUAGUUUAAAUACCUCUUUAUAUACUCAUUAAUAAUAAUGGUAUCAUUAUUAUUUAUUAGGUAUCAGCCAUGGAGUUUUGUAUGCAGUCCAGGAUGGGUACAAGUAAAAUGUGAAUUAAGAGUUUUAUCACAAUUUCCAUUUAAUUUAAGUCCAGAUUGGGAGCUUCCUCCGAAAAAAGAAAAUACUCAGACAUUAAAAGCUGGUGUUAGAGACAUGCUAGUAAAACACCAUUUGUUUAGUUGGGAUCUCUAGUUUUCUGUUAAGAAUAACAGAUUUAUUGAAUUUUUAUUUUAUUAUUUAUAUUUCUAAUAAUUCAUAGUUAUAUUUGUUAUGUUUUUUAGAUUCUGAGCACAGUGAAGAAUUUAUUGGUUUUACUAUGUAUUUUUUUAAACUUCUAAAAGAAAUAUUGAUUCAAUUUCAAGUGUAGUUUUUUUUGAGAACUAAUGUUAUCUAGUAGGUGAAUAGGUGAUUUCAAUUAAUUUUUUGUAGGUUCCUUAAUGAUUGGGAAGGUGCAUAAAUAGUGAAAAAUGUACAGUAAUAAAAAUUACUUUUCAAUUUUUUUUUUAUAUUUUGAAUUUUUCUAGAUCUAAUAUUUUAAAAAUAUUUUGACAAUUUUUGUGCUAUUUAUAGGUAUUUGACAUUUUCAAGUUUUUUGAUAGAUAAAAUAUUUCAAAAUUUAACACGAGGUUCAUCAUAAGUUGUAAUUGGUGGUAAAAAUGAAAAAAAGUCUGUGCAACAUAGUAGAUUUUCUUUAAACAUUUUCGGUUUCAAGUUUUGAUGAAAAUUACUAGAUUUCAAAAUAUGUUUAUUCAAGUUUUGCUCAGAAUAGGUUUUUGUUAGCAACAAUAAUUUAAGUAAUUUUAUGUAUCCUACCUUCCUAAACUUCUUACCUACCAUAAUGCCACGUUCAUCAUCAGUAUCAGUUUUUUUUUUUCUUUUGGUGUGAAUCAUUUUUAUUUUCUAAUACUUAAUAAUAUUACUCUGUAUAUGUAGUUAUAAAUUUAAAAUUUAAAAAUUAAAAUACUAAAAAACAAGUAUACAAAUAAAUAAUUGAGAAACUUGAUGUUGGACUGUUAUUUUAUUUCUUUAUCCGGGUAUUAAUAAUUAUUUCAAUGAAGUAAAUCGCUUUUAAAAUCAAUACUGAGAAAACAUUAUUAAAUAUUAUUAUUUUAAUAAUAUUGAAUUUGUUUUUAAAAAAUGUAGUGCCUUCAACCAUACCAUAAAUAUUUUUGAAUAUUAGAGUAUAUUUUUUACUCUAUUUAAAUUAUUGAUUCAAAAAAAUGUAAUAUUGUAAAACCUAAAUAAAAUUCUUUACUUCAUUCAGAAUCUAAAAUACACCUAACUUCUGAUUGUUUUCCUUUAUAAUAUUUAUGUAUAUAUAUAUAUAUAUUUAAAUGAAAUUAUGUUAUAAUUUUCUUUAGGUAAAUUUAUGGGACAUAGUUCAGC
Cinara cedri is the source of this 8227-nucleotide messenger RNA. NCBI's taxonomy places the organism in Eukaryota, Metazoa, Arthropoda, Insecta, Hemiptera, Aphididae. The record is from the annotation of a GenBank genome assembly.